AUGGCCGAAAACGAGAACCCAGAUCGAACCCCUGUUACAGCGACCGAAACGAUAGAAACCACUGCUUUAGUCGAGACGUUAAAUGCCGAUCCGAACGCGCCUUCUUCCCCCGGAAAAGCAGCUGAAAUAACUCAAGAAGUAGCACCCGAGGUAGCAGAACCAAACGAAGCACCAACUGCUCAACAAGCGGUCACUCUCCCGAAAGAUACCUCCGAUAAUGAAGCGUCAAAUGAUCUGAUUGUAGCGCAAGACAGUGAGCAACCACAUAAUAAUAUUACUUUCAACGCGAAACCAACAACGGCAACUGAACAGCCAACUGAACAACCAAUCGAACAGCCAAUCGAACAGCCAACCGAGUUGCCAUCCGAACAGCCGACCGAACAGCCGACUGAACAAUCUGAACAAAACACCCAACAAUCAGCAGAAUAUAAAGCGGUUUCGCCCCCACCUUCACUAACGUCUAAUUCUGGUGAAGUGCAAUUUAAUGAUGCAAUGGCUAGAGUCCGUGCAAUAGCUGCUAAAUUGCAGCAAGAAGCAGCGCGAACAAAUACACAACAGCCGACAACAGUACAAGCAGCGAACACAACAGCCGACGUUACUGAGACCCCUCCUCAAGGUCAUGGUCACGGUCAUCAAGGGGUCAAGCGUUCCCACGAAGAGAAUUAUAGCAGCCACAGUUCGAGAGAUAAACGAGACGAUCAUCGUGACGACUAUAGGCGAGAUUCUUAUAGCAGACGCGAUAGGAGCAGGCAUGAUGACUAUGGUCGUGAUUCAAAAAGAGCUGCUUACGAUGGCGGAUCUUCGCGUUCAGAUUAUGAAGGUGGAAGUAGACACCGUUAUGGCCUCGGAAGUGAAGAACGUCAUAGGCAACAUGGAUCGUAUUACGGUCCCGGGGAAUCGUUACGUUCAGGACAGAUUCUCGAGGAGUUUUCUGUACCCAACGUAGUUGUCGGCUCUGUUAUUGGACGGGGCGGAGAAAAUAUAAAGAAGAUUGAAAAGAACACGGGAGCCAAAAUUCAGUUUUCGCAAGAUCAACCACCAGACUGUAUUGACAGGCGUGUGUCUAUUGCUGGUUCUCCAGAAGAAGUCAGAAGUGCGCGAACCAUGAUACAAUCACUUGUCGACGAGUCUCUCACCAGCCAAGCAAAUCGUCGCGGAGACUACGGGCCUAAUCGUGUUACGGUUACCAUUCACGUUCCGAGUAGUAAAGUGGGUGUGAUAAUAGGUCGUGGUGGCGAAACUAUACGUGAUCUACAAGAUAGAAGUGGUGCGCGAAUAAAUGUUACACCAGAUAAUGCUGCCACAGUUCAAUCUGCAGAUCGUCCAGUGACUUUGGUUGGUGACGAGGCUGCGAUACAGAGAGCAAAGGCGUUAAUCGAUGAAGUCAUCAAUGGUGGCGAUAUUGCUUUGGAUAGGUCAAACUCCAAAGACUAUGGUGGUUCUAGUCGUGGAGGUAGCGUCUAUGGUGGUGACGGUCAUGGAAGCAGUUACAAAGAUAGUCAUUAUGGUCCGGGAGGACAGUACGGUGGGAAGCCCUCUCAGGAAAAGAUCACAAUUCAAGUGCCAAACGAUACAGUCGGAUUGAUUAUUGGGAAAGGCGGUGAGACAGUCAAGACUCUUCAACAACAAUCGGGUGCUAAAAUUCAAAUAGAAUCUGACCAUGGACCAUCGACUGCAGAUAGAAACGUGCAUAUAAUCGGGACAUCUGAGACUAUUGCUAUUGCGAAAUCUUUAAUUCUUGAAAAAGCUGCGUCUGGAAAUGUAUAUGUCGUUCACUAUCGCUUGUUGAGUGGUCUUGCUAUCGUUUUUUAUCGUAAAAUGCUCGUAAUGAUAAUGCGUGAUAGGCCUCGACAUCCGGACUACGGAAGGAGUGGCGGAUACCAACAGAGCGGAAGUGGAUAUCAACAAGGCGGUUAUCAACAACCAGGAAACUAUCCACAAAAUAGCGGCUAUCAGCAGACGACGGGUUAUCAACAGAGCAGCAAUUACUCACAUUUAGGUGGACACCAGCAAAGCGGAUAUACACAAAGUAGUAACUAUCAACAGGGCACUGGAUAUCAACAGACUAAUUACACGCAGAAUACUUAUCCCUCUCAGCCAUCACAACAAAACACAUAUGGACAAACGAACACAAUUGGCGAUCCGUUAUCCAGUGGUUAUAAUACUGCAUACGCGUCAUCCGGACUUCAAUCAUCAACUAAUUACAGUCAGUAUGGUAGUGGUUACAACCAGACACCAACCACUUAUGGUCAAUAUCAAACACAACCACCUUAUGGCUCAUAUCCACAACAAUCACAAUACAGUCAACAACAGUCUACUGCAGUGGUAGUGGGACAGACUGCUGCUCAGACUGUUGCUCAGACUGCACAACCAAUGGGACAGCCAACAGCCACGGGGCAACCAGUCAAUCAGACGAUACCCCAGACGAUAGCUCAAUCUCAAGGCUAUUACUCAACACAACCAACACCAACCGAUAUCAAAAAGUCACCCCAAGGAACCGAAAUCAAACAAGACAUAUCGACGCCAUCCACAUCAUCACAAUAUGGCUACCAACAAUAUCAGUAUAACUACAGUGCAGCUCGACCCGUAGUGGCUCAGUAUCCAAGUAUGCCUAACCCUACUUCUACCCCUACAAGCACCUAUCCAAGUUCGGCUACGACUACGGCAUAUACUCCAGCUACAGCAUCCAAUGCGCAAGAUGCUAGAGAUCAAUCGUCACCCCCACAACCGACAUAUUCAGGUUAUUACCCUCAAUACACCCAAGAUCAAUACAGCCAACAACAGAAUUAUUACCAACAGUUUACGGUUAUCAACAAACGACUGCUGCUGCUGGCCGGCCAACCGAAGCCUCGAAAUGAGGCGAUAUUCGAUAUGUCUGUAAACUUCGAAAUUUUGGGAAAGAUACUAAUGGAUGCAGCGUAUUUUCUAUCUCUAUAG
Molecule: messenger RNA, 2937 nt
Organism: Paraglomus occultum
Lineage: Eukaryota; Fungi; Glomeromycota; Glomeromycetes; Paraglomerales; Paraglomeraceae
Source: the annotation of a GenBank genome assembly